Molecule: messenger RNA, 1670 nt
Organism: Lathyrus oleraceus (garden pea)
Lineage: Eukaryota; Viridiplantae; Streptophyta; Magnoliopsida; Fabales; Fabaceae
Product: high mobility group B protein 6
Exons: 5
Coding region: 83-1504 (473 amino acids)
Molecular function (GO): DNA binding
Source: RefSeq, a predicted model, not a curated record
UCACUCCCAGGCACAAACCAUUCUCUUACAUUUUUGUAGUAUUCAGAAAUUUCUCUGUUCAAUUUUCUCUCUCCCCCUAACAAUGGCGGAUUCUACAGUUGCUGAAAUUCCGACGAAGAAAUCAAGAGGAUCCAGAAAGGCUCUCAAGGAGAAAAACCCAUCCGCCAGUGAUGCCAAUAUCAUAGCUGGGGAAUCAAAGGGAAAACCUGCAUCAAAGAAACAACAACAGCCAAAGCAACAAUCGUUCGAGCAAGACUUGCUGGAGAUGCAGGAGAAACUGCAGCAGUUGCGUCUUGAGAAGGAGAAGACGGACGAACUCUUGAAAGCCAAAGACGAGAUCCUGAAGCAAAAGGAUGAAGAACUCGAAAAUCGUGGAAAAGAGCAUGAGAAACUUCAGAUUGAACUUAAGAAAUUGCAGAAGUUGAAGGAAUUCAAACCUACCAUGAGUUUGCCUAUGGUGAAAGAUAAGGAACAAGAAAAGAAGGAUAAGAAGAAGAAGAAGAACGGAUGCUCUGAGACAAAAAGGCCUACUCAUGCUUACACGUUGUGGGUCAAAGACCAAUGGCAUGAGGUAAAGAAGGCUAAUCCCGAGGCCGAGUUUAAGCACAUAUCGAACAUUCUUGGUGCGAAAUGGAAAAAUACAGUUAGUGCAGAAGAGAAGAAGCCUUAUGAGGAAAAAUACCUUGCAGAAAAAGAAGCUUAUUUGCAGGUAAUUACAAAGGAAAAACGUGAGACUGAGGCAAUGAAGCUCUUGGAAGAAGAGCAGAAGCAUAAGACUGCUAUGGAAUUGCUUGAACAGUAUAUGCAAUUCAAACAAGAGACAGAGAAAGAGAACAAGAAGAAGAACAAGAAGAAAGAGAAGGAUUCAUUGAAACCAAAACAUCCCAUGUCAGCUUAUUUCUUGUUUACAAAUGAUAGAAGAGCGGCUAUUCUUGCAGAAAACAAGGGUGUCUUGGAGGUUGCAAAGAUCACAGGUGAGGAAUGGAAAAACAUGACAGAAGAACAAAAGAGGCCUUAUGAAGAGAUUGCAAAGAAGAACAAGGAGAAGUAUGCACAAGAAAUGGAGGCAUACAAACAGAAAAAAGCUGAGGAGGCUGCAAAUAUGAUGAAAGAUGAGGAAGAGCAUAUGAAACUUCAGAAACAUGAAGCCUUGCAAAUGCUGAAGAAGAAGGAGAAAACUAAAAACAUGAUAAAGGAAACAAAAUUGAAUCGUCAGAAGAAGAAGCAAAAUAAGGAGUCUGAUCCAAACAGGCCUAAGAGACCUGCUUCCUCGUAUUUUCUUUUCUGCAAAGAAGCAAGGAAGAGUGUACUGGAGGAACGUCCAGAAGUGGGAGAAGGCAUGCUCAGAGCUCUAGUUUCAUUGAAGUGGAAGGAUAUGAAUGAGGAAGAUAAACAAUUGUGGAGUGGCAAAGCUUCUGAGGCAAUGGAUGCAUACAAGAAGGAAAUGGAGGAGUACAACAAAUCUCUUGUUGCAAAGUUGGUGGAGAAAAACACCGAUGAAUGAUAAUUGACUUUGGCGUGUUCAAAUCUGUGUUGAACAAGAUAUGCUUGUUUUUAGAUUUCUAGCUGCAAUAAUGUUCAAGGAAUUACAAUUGGUUUUCAUUUGCAAAACAACAACAUCUUCAUUUUCUUUGGUAAUGAUUACAAAGCAGAAAAUGGUGACUUAUCAA